AUGGUAUCGGAUUUUGUCAAAAGUCAUAUCGGAACUUCCUCUGGUUGUCAAUUCAACUACACUCCGCAAUCGGCUUCCCAAUCGACCAGCUCAUCUGGCCGCUCUUCCUCUCCCUCACCUUCCAGCCGCUCCCGCAAAUCAUCUCUCUCUUCUGCCGCUUCGCUGUCAUCGUCUGCCUCCUCGUCGCUCUCUUCCCGUUCUUCAUCCUCCACCUCAUGCUCCAGCCCGACCUCGCAGCAUGCGUCAAAACAGCUCACUCAAUCCGUCCAACUGACAAGCCCCGGUGGAUUGAAGCCAACUGGUGAAGUGAUCUAUCGUGAGCGUAAGUUCCACAGCAGAGGAUACAUGCACAGGAACCAAUCUAACAGUACUGCAAAUGCAAGGGUGGAGGAUGAAGCUCGGGCAGAUGAAGAACACGAAGUCGGUGACGAUGGUGAUGGCGAUGUUGCAUGUCUGGCUGAGCAGGACGCCCGGCGACUUCUCGAGCAAACCCAGGCGAUGCUCAUCACCGAGGCAGCAGCCUCGAAGGGUCUGGUUGCUCGGGAUUCAUAUUUGCAUGAUCCGAUGGUGAUGCAGGCACACAAUGCUGGUGAGACAGGGCUGCAGUCAACCAUGGCGCUAGCCAGCUGUCCCGCUAGUUCAGUUGUCUCUUCGUCGCUCGCCGAGACUGGCCCAUUUCUGCCUCCUGUUCUCUCGCUUCAUCCAGCCCCCGUAGCAACUUCAGGCGUUAGCGACGCCGGGCAACUGGUCGACUCGGCGUUCCUGCGCAGCCUGGCCUUCGGCGAGCACAGACUGGAGGAGCAGCAGACAGGCUAUGCAGACCUCUUCGAGGCUCCACCCAUACCGCCGCCCAGAUCGGCAUCUACCCUCGCGUCGGCGGCUAAAACGGCCGGUCUUUUGCAUGCACACACGCAGUUUCAACCGCAUCACUUGGCCCGUUUCCCGGCCGGUCUCGACAGCGCCGGUCUCGAGCUGCGAUCCCACUCGACCUCGCUUCCCACACACUCUUCGGCCACAGUCUCGUCUCAGCAACCGACGACCAAUGCAGCCCCACUCGGCCAGUCGCCCUCGGGCUACCCAACUGCCAUUUUACCGUCCCACCAAGCCGGCCACACGGCCGAUGCUGCGAGGACAAUUGUCGCCGGAGGCGUAAAUGCCGUGGUCGGUGAUGCGGCCUACCACUCGAUGACCGUCUGGAUGGCUAAUAGACCUACUCCGGCCAACGACCAGACCGUCAACCUUGGGCCCACGCAUGGUCUUAGGGAAGUUGACGACAGCGAGUGUAAUGCCAGUAUGGGUGUUGGCGGACCCCUUACUCCUUCACUCGGUGCGCCAAGCAGCUGGUCUUUGCAAAGACUGCAUCCGUUACGCAGUCAUGUGACUCCUGUUCACAAGCGGCCUUCAGCGCCUCUGGCUGUUCCCAUUCCGGGGGGGCGACCAUCUUUUGGACAAGGUAAACCCUCCUUUCUCUUGUAUUUGCCAUAUCGUCUUUUGGUAAAUCUUCCUCUUUUCUAA
Molecule: messenger RNA, 1515 nt
Organism: Protopolystoma xenopodis
Lineage: Eukaryota; Metazoa; Platyhelminthes; Monogenea; Polystomatidea; Polystomatidae
Source: the annotation of a GenBank genome assembly